Messenger RNA from Equus quagga, 875 nucleotides. RefSeq names its product siah E3 ubiquitin protein ligase family member 3 (gene SIAH3). Gene Ontology annotation, molecular function: ubiquitin conjugating enzyme binding; ubiquitin protein ligase activity. Lineage: Eukaryota; Metazoa; Chordata; Mammalia; Perissodactyla; Equidae. The record is from RefSeq and is a predicted model, not a curated record. Gene Ontology annotation, cellular component: cytoplasm. The coding region runs from base 72 to 875 and encodes 267 amino acids. The transcript is spliced from 2 exons. Gene Ontology annotation, biological process: multicellular organism development; proteasome-mediated ubiquitin-dependent protein catabolic process.
CUCCUUCCAGAGCCCAAGGACUCACAGCUUCCUCCGCUGCUUCCUGUGCCAACAACCCCCCAAAAGUUGUGAUGCUUUUCUUCACCCAGUGCUUUGGGGCUGUGUUAGAUCUCAUUCACCUCCGCUUUCAGCACUACAAAGCUAAACGGGUUUUCUCUGCUGCUGGGCAACUUGUCUGCGUCGUAAACCCCACGCACAACCUAAAGUAUGUGUCCAGCCGACGCGCCAUCACUCAGAGCGCACCAGAGCAAGGCAGCUUCCCCCCUCACCACCACACCCACCACCACUGCCAUCAUCGUCCCCACCACCACCUCUGCCACCAUGCCCGGCCCCACCACCUCCACCACCAGGAGGCAGGGCUGCACGCUGCCCAGGUGACACCCUGCCUGUGCCCCUUGUUCUCUUGCCAGUGGGAAGGCCACCUGGAGGUGGUGGUGCCCCACCUGCGGCAGAUGCACCGGGUGGACAUCCUCCAGGGAGCUGAGAUAGUCUUCCUGGCCACAGACAUGCACCUCCCUGCGCCAGCUGACUGGAUCAUCAUGCACUCCUGCCUCGGCCACCACUUUCUGCUGGUGCUUAGGAAACAGGAAAGGCACGAGGGGCACCCACAGUUCUUUGCCACCAUGAUGCUGAUUGGGACCCCCACCCAGGCUGACUGCUUCACCUACCGCCUGGAGCUCAACAGAAACCAUCGGCGUCUCAAAUGGGAGGCUACCCCCAGGUCUGUCCUUGAGUGUGUGGACUCAGUCAUCACUGACGGGGACUGCCUUGUCCUCAACACCUCGCUGGCCCAGCUCUUCUCCGACAACGGCAGCCUUGCCAUUGGAAUCGCUAUCACCGCGACAGAGGUCUGCUCCUCCGAAGCCGAGAUGUGA